Messenger RNA from Sycon ciliatum, 1885 nucleotides. RefSeq names its product protein Wnt-4-like. Lineage: Eukaryota; Metazoa; Porifera; Calcarea; Leucosolenida; Sycettidae. Bases 369 to 1517 code for a protein of 382 amino acids. The transcript is spliced from 4 exons. Gene Ontology annotation, molecular function: frizzled binding; cytokine activity. The record is from RefSeq and is a predicted model, not a curated record. Gene Ontology annotation, biological process: neuron differentiation; cell fate commitment; multicellular organism development. Gene Ontology annotation, cellular component: extracellular region.
GGUUAUCCGCGGCGUGUGUAGAGCUUACUGCACUGCCAAGCUAACUACAUUGUAGCGCUACAUCCGCGUUGCUCAUUAUGCGCCCCACUUGCAAAAGCAGUCAUCUAGAAAGGUGAGAAGAGAGACGCGGAUAAAGCGUUUACUCGGGGUAAUCUAGUUGGCCGGUAUGGAGUUUGAAAGGUCAUGCUUCGCUGCGGAUCCACGACAGUAGGACGCCUGUAAGGUUGACAGCUAGUGACCUCAACGUCCGGGUGGAGCUGAGUCGCUGUCCUGUAGACCUGUGAAAGAUCCUGUAGAGGCUGGCGCUUACCAGCUGUUUGUGUUGCUCCGCUGAAAGGACCACGCUGCUGGUGUAGUGUUAGCCUGUGAUGGCAAGGUUUGUUCGGCCACUGGCGCUGAUAACUCUGCUGGCGCUUUGCGCAACUGUCUGUACCAAGCGUUCGACGGACGGGAGGCUCGGUCAGGAACCGUUCGACCUCUCACGGACGGUGCAGCGAGCAGUACGGAGACCAUACUUCCGCCAGCGCCAGUAUGAAAAGAGUGUUCUGGAGCAUCACAUGACCGAGAGCUGGUUGGAGAUCCUGAAGGAGGCGUCGGAAUGGCUGAGCAGCCACUGUGCGUGCCAGUUCGGCAGAAAUAUGUGGAACUGCACCACAUCAUCGUGGAAGAAGUUCCUUCUCCGAGCGCAUCCGGAGGCUGGCUACUUCCGCGCCGCCCUCUCUGCCAGUGUGGUCUUUCACACAGCCAGGCACUGUGCUAUGGGCAAGAUCACGUGCUACAUGGGCAAUACAACCAACAGCAAGAAUCCCAGCCACCUCGAGUACAAGCUGUUCUUCAGUGACUUCGCCAAGAAGCAGACCUUCUGCGACUACCACUUCACGGAGGGCCUGCGCGCUGCCAAGAUCCUGGACAUCCUCGACGGCUUCUUCUUCCAUGCGAUGAGCAAGAGCAAGAAGCGCCGUUGGAGUAGAUCACGGGACCUGCAUACAAACUACUACAACAAUGCAGUAGGCCGCGAGAAAAUCAAGGAUAUCCGACCUCAUCUUCGCUGCUUCUGCAGCGGUCCGAGUGGAACAUGCGUAUUGAAAACGUGUUCGUACGUGGAGACCAAGAGAAUGCUGACGCGCACGGCGGAUGCUCUCUACCAGCAGUAUCAGAAGUUCGUGAACGGUGGCACUGCAGCUGUGGAAAGUGCCCGUGCCCUGAUCGCGGAGGCCCAGGUGCAACCGCGCCCGGCGACGGUCGCCACGCACAGAAACAUGAGCGUGAUCGCCACGCGCCACUCGCCCAACUACUGCCGCCGGAACAGCAACUGGGGCCUGCUGGGUCCCAGGGGAAGAUCGUGCAGGGAGGCGUGCGGCGAGAACGUGGAGUACUUCACCGGCAGUCCAGCCUGCAACGAAAUCUGCUGCGGACGACUGCACACGCACGUAACAGAGUAUCAAUGCGACUGCAAGCUAGAGGACUGGGACCUCAGAUGUAAAAUCUGCAGUCGUGCAGUAACGGUGUGCGCGUAGGGGGCAAUCCCUCCCUGGACCAAUAGUUUGGGGUCGUUCACCCCCCCCCCCUCCCCUCCCCCCGGACGUGGUUGAUGUUCCCACCUAGUGUUCCAUUCCGACCCGAUAAUCUGGAACGAUAUUGUAAUUUUUAGCGUUCUUCCUUGUGUGGACUUGACGGUAGGAAAUUAACGAGUUGAUCACCACUAUUCAGCCUUGGCACUAUUAUUACGCGCUAGGCACACUUCUGUAUGCUAUUUUCAAAUUGCCAGCUAACCCAACCCCUCCGAAUAUGAGAAUAGCUAUUGACCCCUGAGCUGGUGCUGACACUGAUUCUAAUUUAUCUCAUUUUUGAUCGUCAAGAAAGUAAUAGUUCUGCGUACUGUUGA